AGCUGCUCUCCCCACCUCAGUCUUCCCUCCGCUCACCAUCAUGCUGCAGAGUUCUGCUGGAACUCCGGGCCGACUGGGGCUCCGGCUACAGGCCGUUGUGUGUAUGUUGUUCCUGUGUGUGACACCUGCAGCACUUCACCCCCAGUGUUUGGACUUUAAGCCCCCCUUCCGUCCAGACAGAGAUCUGGAGUUCUGCAUCAUGUACCGGGAGUUUGGCUGUUGCGAUCGCCAGAAGGACCAGGAACUGAUGGCCAGAUAUUACCGGAUCAUGGAAAACGUCACUGAGAGGGGCCACAAGACCUGUGCAGGCUUCAUGUUGGAGCUGCUCUGCCAGGAGUGUUCACCGUUUGCAGCUCACCUGUUUGAUGCUGAGGAUCCCAGCACCCCGCUCCGGACCAUCCCAGGCCUCUGCCCCGACUACUGCUCCCAGUUCUGGAACCAGUGCCGCUCAAUCAUCCCGUUCCUUUCAGAUUACACACCUUUAAAUCAGGCCAAAGACGAUCAGAAUCGUUUCUGCAAGCUUCUAGAGCUGGAUGAUGCUGAUUAUUGUUAUCCUCACCUACUCAGCAAUCAUAAGCUGAACCGGAACCUGGGCCGGGUUCAGAAAGAUUCUGAUGGUUGUCUGCAACUAUGUCUGGAAGAGGUGGCAAAUGGUUUGAAGAAUCCACUGGCUAUGGUUCAUGCCAAUGACGGUACGCAUCGGUUCUUUGUUGCAGAGCAGGUGGGGUUGGUGUGGACUUACCUCCCUGACCGAUCCAAGCUGGAGAAGCCAUUUCUGAACAUCACCAAGGCGGUGCUGACGUCAUCGUGGGAGGGAGAUGAGAGGGGCUUCCUUGGAAUCACGUUUCAUCCCAAAUACAAAUACAAUGGCAAACUGUAUGUGUACUACUCAGUGGAGGUUGGCUUUGAUGAGAGAAUAAGGAUAAGUGAGUUCAAGGUGUCAACCAAUGACAUGAAUCUGGUGGACCACACGUCAGAGCGGGUAAUUCUGGAGAUCGAUGAGCCAGCGUCCAAUCAUAAUGGAGGGAUGCUGCUCUUCGGAGAUGAUGGCUACCUGUACAUUUUCACAGGAGAUGGUGGAAUGGCAGGAGAUCCAUUUGGAAAGCAUGGGAAUGCCCAGAACAAGUCUGCCCUAUUGGGUAAAGUUCUUCGAAUUGAUGUGGAUAACAAUGAGAGAGGUCCACUGUACAGAAUCCCCUCAGACAACCCAUUCAUCCACGAGCCUGGCGCGCGCCCAGAGGUGUACGCUUACGGUGUCCGUAACAUGUGGAGGUGCUCGGUGGACCGGGGAGAUCCACAAACCAAAGAGGGGAAGAGUCGGAUCUUCUGUGGCGAUGUCGGCCAGAACAAGUAUGAAGAAGUUGACAUCAUCGAGAAAGGUUGUAACUAUGGCUGGAGAGCGAAAGAGGGAUUCUCCUGCUAUGAUAAGAAGCUGUGCACCAACAGCUCACUAAAUGACGUGCUGCCCAUCUACGCCUACCCUCAUAGGAAGGGCAAGUCAGUGACAGGAGGGUACGUGUAYCGUGGYUGUGAACACCCCAACCUGAACGGCAUGUACAUAUUUGGAGACUUCAUGAGUGGGCGUCUGAUGAGCCUAAAAGAGAACACAAACUCUGGAGAGUGGAAGUAUAAUGAAAUCUGCAUGGGAAUGGGCCUGACGUGUGCCUUUCCUGGACUCAUCAACAACUACUAUCCAUAUAUCAUCUCCUUCGCUGAGGAUGAAUCUGGCGAGCUGUACUUCAUGUCCACAGGUACACCGAGCGCCACGGCUCCUUCGGGAGUCAUAUAUAAAGUGGUGGAUCCAUCAAGGUGAGUCAYGUUUUACUCUCGUCAUUUGGAGAAUAAAAUCUUCCUGCAGCGUCCGCAGAAUAACUUCCCUUCAUGGGAAUUUAUUCUGAGACAUGCUUAACAUCCUUUGAUUCAUUUUUUACUUUUGGGGGUAAUCUGUUAUUUCAGCUUGAAGUUAGGGUUCCAAGCUGUCCAGUGUUUCAGAUGUCAGCUCAGUCAAAUUCAGUUCAGACAUGGAAGUCCUGUUAACAAUACGGCCUCCUCUCUGGUUUCAUUCAGCUUAUUAAUAUCUAUUGAAUACCAGAAAAUGUUGCAAGUUAGCUUUUACACCUUAGCUUAGCAUCUAGGUAUGUUUGGAAAAUUUGAAAUCAGGAUCCAAUAUUGGUCAAGCAAUGUCUUCUAAGACUUUAAUAAUUUCCCAGUUGAUCUUCAGGUUCGAAUUGUUACUGAGGAGAAAAGGGUGGUGCAAAAACAACAGAGUGGAAAUAUGGUUCUUAAUUUACUAAGUUACAUUCUUAAAAAGCAACAACUAACUAUAAACUAUAAAAUGGUCAUUACAUUUUCAAAUACUGUCAAAAU
Messenger RNA from Poecilia reticulata (guppy), 2367 nucleotides. The record is from RefSeq and is a predicted model, not a curated record. Lineage: Eukaryota; Metazoa; Chordata; Actinopteri; Cyprinodontiformes; Poeciliidae.